CUGGUUCUGCCUUAUCUGUGACCUCGGAGACCAAACACCUGCACCAGACCUGAUAAUCAAUCAGGCCUGUUAUUGGUUAACAGACUGACUGGAAGGACUCUGAUUGGUUGAUAAAGUUUAGUCCAUGGCCGCUUCAGAGCUGAUUGAGAAGGAGGAAGUCCGGAUCCCCGUGGAAGCCAACGUGACCUCGUCAAACUCCCCGACACAGAUUCAUCCACAGAGGGUUGCCAACGGUAACCCCACCCGCCACGCCUCGACGCCGUCGCCUCCCCCGGACGACCUCGACGGUAAUGACAGGCGUGGCGGGCUGUGCAGCCUGAUGCUGAUCGAGUCUCUGAACAACAAGCUGAAGAGACGCUGCGACUACGAGAAGAUCUGCGCCGAGGCGGAGCCGGCCGACAGCCUGCCCAGCGAGUGGUGGAAGACCGGCGUGGCCUUCCUCUACGCCUUCUUCAACCUCGUCUUCACCACCGUCGUCAUCACCAUCGUCCAUGAGAGAGUACCCGACAAGUCGGUGAGCCCGCCGCUGCCGGACAAGUUCUUCGACUACGUGGACCGGGUCUCCUGGGCCUUCACCAUCACCGAGGCCAACGGGCUGAUUCUGGUCGGGCUGUGGCUGGUCCAGUGGCUGCUGCUCAAACACAAAGCCAUCGUGGGCCGGCGGGUGUUUCUUCCUCAUCGGACUCUCUACAUGUAUCGCUGCGUCACCAUGUACAUCACCACGCUGCCGGUGCCGGGGCAGCACAUGGUCUGCGCCCCCAAAGCUUCAGUCGUUUUGGACCCGAACACGGCCCAUUCCAAUCUGAAGUUGUCCCAGGAGCUGACCAGUGUGCAGUACAGCAACAAGCUGCUUCUACCCGACAACCCUGAGCGCUGCACCAGCCGCAUGUGUGUGCUGGGCGCCACUGGGUUUAUGUCCGGGAAGCACAGCUGGACCGUAGAGGUGGGCCACGACAAAGACUGGUUCGUAGGGGUUGCACGUGAGAGCAUCAAAAGGAAAACCACCACCUUCCUGAGCCCUGAAGAGGGUUACUGGGUGAUCGGCCAGUACAGCAAAGAUUCCCUCUGGGCUCAGACCUCUCCUCGCACCAGGGUGUCGGUAAAGCAGAUGCCGGAGAGGCUUACCGUGCAGCUGGACUGCGACAAAGGAAGGGUAGUUUUCACCAAUGCUGCUGACUCAGCUGCGAUAUACACAUUUAAAGACAAAUUCACAGAGAAAAUCUUCCCAUACUUCUCUGUUGGAUUGUGUGAGGACUGGAAAAACUCGAGCCCACUCACAGUCUGCGCUCAGACAAUGAAAGUGGUUCCAGAGAAGGCCUAGGAAGUGCCUUUAAGUGAAGUGGGAUUGCAUGGCUUUGGGUCUUUUUGUGACAAAAGCAAAAGAACAGAAGUAAAAGUAAUUCUUUUGACAUAAAAUUA
Xiphophorus maculatus (southern platyfish) is the source of this 1419-nucleotide messenger RNA. RefSeq names its product E3 ubiquitin-protein ligase TRIM69-like. The record is from RefSeq and is a predicted model, not a curated record. Lineage: Eukaryota; Metazoa; Chordata; Actinopteri; Cyprinodontiformes; Poeciliidae. Gene Ontology annotation, molecular function: protein binding.